AUGGCCCUGAGUGUCAGUGAAAAUGGAGCGCAGGUGUGCGGGGCUGAUCUGCACUCUCUCCAUCAUCUUAAGCAGCAGCUGAAGACCACGGAGGAGGGCAUGAAAAAGGAUGGCGCUGAUUCUUUUGGUCCAGAUUUUGUUCGCUCAAAACGGCUGUGGAGUCGGAGAAGGCAUCCCUUGCCAAGAACUGUGUUCGCGGAAGGCAGGAGCGAGCGCGUUCUCUUUUUGCCCUCCCGCAAAGGAUUUGGGCGCCGUGCCAAGUUACCGUCAGGAUUGCUAAUCCACUGCUGGGGCUGCCGUGCCAGCUCAGUUCAGGAUGACAGGCCUGAAUCUCGAAUAUGGACCGUAGCGUUGCUACUUGGGACCUGCCUGCUCUACUGCACGAGGGUCGCCCUGCCCAUCUCUGUUGCCGCCAUGAGCGCUCACUUCGACUGGGACAAGAGGCAGUCGGGCAUUGUGCUGAGCAGCUUCUUCUGGGGCUACUGUCUGACCCAAAUCGCCGGAGGCCACCUGAGCGAUCGGAUAGGAGGAGUGAAAGUUAUCCUUCUCUCUGCAUCCGUCUGGGGCUCCAUCACGGCCAUCACACCUCUGCUCACCUAUGUCGGCUCUGCUCACCUGGUUCUCAUCGCUUUCUCCCGGUUCCUUAUGGGCUUGCUUCAAGGGGUUUACUUUCCUGCCUUGGCAAGCCUGUUUUCCCGGAAAGUGCGGGAGAACGAAAGGGCAUUCACAUACAGCACGGUUGGGACAGGAUCUCAGUUUGGGACACUGGUGAUGGGGGCCGCCGGGUCCCUGCUGCUCGACUGGUAUGGCUGGAAGAGUGUCUUCUACUUCUCGGGGACUCUGACGUUGCUGUGGGUUUACUGCAUGCGCAAAUACCUCGUGAAUGGAAAGGAACUCAUCAUCCCUUUGGAAGACUUAGCAAAGGGCCUCUCCUUAUCCAAACAGACCAAAGUGCCUUGGAAACAGAUAUUCAAAAAGGCCCCUGUAUGGGCAGUGAUCACAGCUCAACUGUGUGCGGCCGGCUCCUUUUUCACCCUCCUCUCCUGGCUUCCGACUUUCUUCAAGGAGACUUUUCCUGAUUCCAAAGGGUGGGUAUUUAAUGUUGUGCCUUGGCUGGUGGCGAUCCCGACAAGCUUGUUCAGCGGAUUCCUUUCCGACCAGUUUAUCAAGCAAGGAUAUAAAGCAAUCACUGUCCGUAAGUUCAUGCAGGUCGUCGGCUCAGGGGUUUCCAGCAUUUUUGCCCUGUGCAUAGGUCACACCAACAGUUUCUGCCAUGCGGUUGUGUUUGCGUCGGCCUGCGUGGGACUACAGAGCUUCAACCACAGUGGCAUCUCAGUCAAUAUACAAGACCUGGCUCCUUCGUGUGCUGGCUUGCUGUUUGGUGUGGCAAAUACCGGUGGGGCCUUAUUAGGUGUUGUUUGUGUGUACCUAGCCGGACAUCUGAUCGAAAUCACUGGUUCAUGGGUAUCUGUUUUCAAUCUCGUGGCAGCAGUAAACGCCUUUGGACUUUGCACUUUCCUCAUCUUUGGGAAAGCCCACAGAGUGGACACAGAAUCUGCUUUUGUAGAACUGUAGGGACCAAGAUUUAGACAGGACACAAAGUCUGGAAUGGGAGAACACAGCAUUUAAACAGGACACCGAGAUAGUUUUUAUGGAUGAAGAAAUGGAUGAAGAAUGAAUGAAGAAAUUGACAAAUGGAUAUCCAAUGGCUUACUGAUAUUUUCAGUUCCAGUGAUGUACAUUUGCCCCUUUAGCAGUUGUCCGGAAUGAUGGUGAUACCAACAAGCUUGCCUGUAGCUACUGCCAGCUGGUUCUCUUUCUACUGGAAACGUUGUUCAAAUUGCAAACAACCACCCACAAAAGUCCACUGCAACAGAGUUGUGGCUACUUAACAUAGUCCCAGGAAGAGCAGAGUCAAGGCCUGAUCUGCCCCUUAAAAAGAGAAGUUGUUUUCUGCAGCCUUAACAUUGGUCCUCCAGGUCACAGCUCAAGUGUGUGUGAAACCUGCAGAUUUUCUGUACCAUUUUGAUUCUGUGUUCCAGAGACCCUCGUUGGCGGGUCUCCUAUCAAAAAUGACCCAACGCAAUUUGAGUUUUCUCAGCCAUUAACCAUGAGACUUCCAGAUAAUGGCUUUGUGUGAGAGCGUGUAUGUGAGCAAUAAUGGCUUAGUUGGUUUUUCUUUCUUCUCAGCUGUUAGAUGACAUCCUGACAGUUUUCUCCAGGGAAGAGUUCCUGUUGUUGGGAGGCAGGGAUAUAUUUCCUGCACACACCAGUAUUUAUUUUUUAAUCUCUAAGGAAAAUGUGAACUUAGGCUUGCCACUCAAGUCAGCAUUUUAACUGGUUUGACUGGUAAAACCAUGUCCUCUCAGAAAACCAGGACUAGGCUUUGAAAAGUCAGUAAACUCUGGAUUCUGCCAGACUCUGCCCAUAAACCUGCCAGAUUCCAUGUGGGUUCUGGCUCCUCCCAUUGGUCCUGUUAAUGUAUUUUUGUCUAGGUCAGGGUUUCCCAAACCUGGGUCUUUGGACUACCGUUCCCAUCAACCCUAGCUAGCAGGACCCGUGGUCAAGGAUGAUGGGAACUGUAGUCCAAAAACUGCUAGAGACCCAGGUUUGGGAAACCCUGGUCUAGGUUGAAGUGCUCUGGUGGAAUUGGCUAGUACCUGUAACGUCACUAGAGAUAGGCAACAAUUUCCCCCCUUUAUUCCAGAACCAUUCAAUUUUGCUUAUUGUUUUGUGUGUGUGUGUGCAUGUGUGGGUAUUUGUAUUUUAAUAGGAUGUAGGGAUUUUGGUUCAUUGUAGGUUGUGUGCUGUGUUACAUAAGCAAAGAAAUGAGGACAUAGCCCCUAGUGGAGAGCUUGCUAGAGGUUUGUGCAAAGGAGAAAACGUAGUUGCAAGAUUGUUUUAUAUAUAAUGCACAGUGAGGCCAUUUAGAUUUCCUGCUGGCUCUCACUUUCCUCCAAGGUCUGUGGGGCAGUAGCCUCAGGAAUUUUAAAGAGGAAUGUGGAUCCAUAGUGUGUCUUAUGAGAGUCCCUUUAAAAAGCAGAGGAGCAGGAAAGCUCUGAGCUUUCAGCAUAAAAUAGUGUCUUGGGCUUCUUGGGAGAGAGCCGUUUGACACUUCUUCCCCAGCCCAGAUCAAGGGUCAGAUGGAAAAUGUGUUGGUGUAAGUCAAGGAAAAAGCACCUUCUGUAAAAUCCUGAGUUCUCUACCUUUUCUCUCUACAAGAUUGCCUGUUUAUAUAUUUUAUCGGUGUUUACGUGAACUGAGAAUGUUGAAAGAACUGAAUGUUAGUCCUUAACUCACCCCCUUGUGCCUUAAGUCUGCAAUUGCUGGAAGGAGCAAAAAUCUGGAGGUCAGGCUCAGGGAUGGCUUCGGCCUAUGUUUCUGACACCAGCGGUGGGAAGAAUUCUGCAGACAGCGCUCUGUUGGAAAAACUUAAUAUGGCAGUGCCCUUCUGCAGCCUGGGUGGCAUUUGCUCAGAGUGAACCCACUGAAAUAACUAAACAUGACCAAGCUGGGCCCAUUAAUUUUAUUAGGCCUUCUUUGAGUAAAACUUGGUGGAAUACUACCCUGUUGAGUCUGAUCCCAAGCCGCCUCUUUGAACGUUCCAGGAACUAGCAGACAAGUGAAGUUUGAAUUUCUCAGAGAUCUCUGUGGAGCUGUUAAAUACCAAAGUUAAUGUUAUGGUUAAUGCACAGCUGUGUGUCUUAGUGCCGCCCACUUCUUAGUAACAUCUGGUGCAGCUGUGGGGAGCCUUUGGUCCUUGAGAUGUUGAUUAACUACAAGUCCCAUCAUCCCCCAGAGGUGUCUGGAGUUGUAGUUCAGCAAC
Podarcis muralis (Common wall lizard) is the source of this 3826-nucleotide messenger RNA. The record is from RefSeq and is a predicted model, not a curated record. NCBI's taxonomy places the organism in Eukaryota, Metazoa, Chordata, Lepidosauria, Squamata, Lacertidae.